AUGGACACAGCUGAACGAUUUGACACUUGUUUUCCGGCAGGCGGUUUCUAUCAAGAUGAGUUUGCCUACACUGGAAGACUAUUCCAUGGCAUGGGGUGUAAAAUUUGUUCGUUAGGUCAUUAUGUACCCCCUCACGCUGCCCCAGGAAGAGCCAUCACAGAGUGUAUUUUAUGUCCUCAAGGUACCGAAAAUAUCCAAUUUGCGGGAUUCAAAGGGUGCAAGUGUCUCCCGAACUUUUAUCGAUUGGAUCGAUUUGGCCCGUGUACACGAUGUCCUUUUCAAGGACUCGCCUGCCAAAACGAAUCAGUGCGACUGCAACCAGGUUUCUUCUGGAAAUGGGCAACAAACGAAAGUCUUUCGAAAUAUGAAGAAUUUUCUGAAGAUCUUUCAAUCACUGAUAACUCAUACAAACAGCUUAGAUUUCAAGGAGUAAUCCCACAAGUCUACAAAUGCCCAGCCUCUGACGCCUGUCUCGGAGAUAUGAAGUCGAGUUGUUCCCAUGGUUAUGAUGGUCCCUUAUGCGCAGUGUGCAGUAAAGGCCAUUACCAACUGUUGAACCGUUGUCGAAAAUGUCCCAGGAUGCUUUGGUUUGUUUUACAAGUGAGCGGGAUCGUCAUUAUCAUUGCUAUUCUCGCGGUGAGCAUCUUUCUGGGCAAAAGAAGAAAAUGCGCUUCCAAUAGGACGGUAACUGACUUGAUCCUAGCAAGACUUAAGAUUGUUAUUGGGUUUUACCAAGUCACUUCUGGUACAUUGAACACAUUUUCGUACGUUGAAUGGCCGAGUGCAUUAUUAACAGUUGUGUAUUAUGCCAAUAUGGUUCAACUAAACCUGUUGGAGAUUUUUCCUUUGCAGUGCUUCGUUGACAAUUUAACCAUAAACGUAUAUACCAAGUUAUUGCUGGUUGUAGGGUCAAACACUGCAAUUGUUUUUCUAGCAGCGUUCAUUUACCAAAUAAGGAAACUGAUGCUUAUCCACGGUAAAAAGCUAGCCAAUGCUGAGCUGGCUGAGUCUCUUUCCUCCGACAAAACGCAAAUCUAUCGCGUCGUUUGCCUGCUGAUUUUUGUGACAUACCCCUGGACGUGCACCACCAUCUUCAAUCUUCUCUCGCCAACGUGUCAGCGGAUUUGCUCCACCGCCGACUCGUGCCAGUACUUCUUGCGCGCCGACUUUUCAGUCCAGUGCUUCACUAAAAAGUACAACAGAUAUGUGAUAGCGGUCUAUCUCUUACUCCUUCUCGUUGUUGCUAUACCAGUUAUAGUUUUGCUUUUGCUGUGGAAAUAUCACCACAGAAAAGUUUAUGAGGAAGCGGAAGCCCAAGUUUGCAAGGGUCGAGAAAUAUCCAACGGCCUGAGCUUUCUCUAUGAAAACUACGCACCGCAGUGCUGGUUCUGGGAAAUCAUCGAGUUAGUGAGAAAAGUGUGGGUGACCUCAACGCUCUUUCUGAUGGGAGCAAACACACGAAGUCAUCUUGGCGCAGCUGCCAUUAUAUCCGGGAUCUACUCCAUUUUGGUGGCGUAUUACAAACCAAUCAGUGACACGUUUGAACACUGGCUGCAGCUGGUGUCACUUAUCGCCAACUUUGUCACUAUGAACGUUGGAAUGCUGUUGAAAAUACCAACAGAAGAGGAUUCAUCAAGUACCUUUGGCGACAGGGAAUCUGACUUUGUUUCCGUCAUCCUGGUGGCUGUAAAUGUCACCAUUAUUGCGCUAAUGAUGGUGCAUUACAUAUACACCUUCAUCACUGCAAUUAAGAGUGUAAGAAGCAAGCCUCAGUGUGGAGCCGAGUGUUGCGUGACAUUCACGAUGAUAAUGGUCGGAGCGGGAGAGGAUGCUACAGACAUAGACAGCGGAGGAAUUCAAAACUCGACAAGGUCUCAAACUGUUACUUAAAACACCUCUUGGAUUUACAGAGGAUUUCAUUCUUGUAUCAUGGACAACCAAUUAUUUGCUGCCCUCUUUAGAAGCCUUUCAGAAAAAAGAGAAAAAAUAAUAAGGAAACUAUGUUAACUGGAUUUUAAAAUCUAAUUUAGGUUUAAAACAUAGGAUUUACUUUAGUUAAAUGUUGCUUAAAUGUACCAAGGUAGAUUGAAUAAUCAAGGGGC
Orbicella faveolata is the source of this 2102-nucleotide messenger RNA. RefSeq lists its product as uncharacterized. NCBI's taxonomy places the organism in Eukaryota, Metazoa, Cnidaria, Anthozoa, Scleractinia, Merulinidae. The record is from RefSeq and is a predicted model, not a curated record. Gene Ontology annotation, molecular function: protein binding.